AUGGAUGUCAGUUAUGUUUAUGGUUCGCGAGACACUUCAUUGCUAUACGGCCAGUCAGAGCACGUAUCUAGAUCGAUUACAUCGGCAAACGUGGAUGAUAUUGUGCGCGGGAGACGCUGUGAUUGUUGGAUUUGGGGUUUAUAUGGAGAUGAUGGUGAUGAUGAUCCACACCCUAGAGUGAUGCAGUACUUAGUUGAUACUAGGUUCUAUGGAGUAUAUCGAUGUGGUCGUCUCGUAGUCGAUUUGCAUCUUAUUGCAGCUUUAGUGGAGAGAUGGCGUCCGGAGACACACACGUUUCAUUUUCAAGCAGGGGAGGCGACAGUGACACUUGAGGAUGUCGCAUUAUUAUGGGGUUUGCCUGUUGAUGGACUACCUGUUACUGGACAGGAUAUUUCAUGGUCGAAGGAGCAGUGGCAGGAUUAUUGUCAGACGUGGUUGGGAUAUACUCCUUCAGAUCGAGCUUUCAAAGGGAGAAGGCUCUACGCAACUGAUCUGGCCAUAUAUUUACAACAUUGCAAGAUUACCGAUGAUAGCACAGAGCAGCGUGUUCAGCAGCAUGUCAGGUGUUUACUGUUAUUGCUACUUGGGGGGAUUAUGUGUCCUGACACAUCUUCAAGUGCAAUCUCGUUGUUGUAUCUUCGUCAUUUCGAAGAUCUUGAGGCGGUGCGUACUUUCAGUUGGGGUAGUGCAGUUCUUGGAUAUUUGUAUCGUGAGCUAUGCACUGGGGCUUUACUUAGGAAAGUUGUGGAACAAGACGGCACUGUUGAGUUGGAUAAGAGGAAAACUAAUCUAGGUGGUGCGCUUACUCUGUUACAGAUUUGGGCAUGGUCGAGGAUCCCUUUACUCGCUCCAGCAAUAGUACCAGUAGUAGAAGAUGAUCCCCGUCGGCUUGCAUAUCCACACCCUCCUUACGGUGCACGGUAA
Molecule: messenger RNA, 924 nt
Organism: Erythranthe guttata (spotted monkey flower)
Lineage: Eukaryota; Viridiplantae; Streptophyta; Magnoliopsida; Lamiales; Phrymaceae
Source: RefSeq, a predicted model, not a curated record